GUUGGGAACCCUUCUUUGGAGGGACGCUACUCAGCAAGUACAAGUGAAACGGAGAUGAGAGUUCGGCGAAGUUUCGUCAACUUGUUGAUAACGGGGUGUGAGCGUAUUGCCAUUUGCGGCGCUCGAUCUGUUGAUUGGCUGAUAGGCUGAUUGGUUGAUUGGCUGAUUGGUUGAUUGACAGAGAGGACGUGUGUUGCGCUGACCGCGCCGUGCGCAAGCGUUGACCGUGUCGUGCGCCUGCGCUGACCGUGCCGCGCGCUGCAGCGGUGUCUGAUAAGAGGAUACAUCGGGACACACGUGGCUCCGGCGGCUCACACGCGCGCGCUGUACUCGAUGCAGAUGGUCUGUGGAAUUGAGUGGUUCAUGACUGAUUGAUUGGUUGUUGGACUAAUCAGGCUAGGUAGCUCCUUGAUUGGCUGAUUGGUUGAUUGGUUUCUGUGCGGGCUUUGUUGCACCGGUUGUGCCGUGCGCGGGAGUGCUGUUUGUGGGUAAAUUGGUACUCACGUGGCUCUCCUUCUCACAUUGACAGACACGUGGCAUCAACGCAGCUGUCUUCGUUAUUGUGAGCCCGACGGCUCUGGCGGCCCAGGCGGCUAUGGAGGUUAUGGAGGCUAUGGCAGCAGUGCCUUCUUGGUGUGUCGGUAAUGCGGCUGGAGCAAGAGGUCAAGAGUUCAAUACCCCAGAGAAGUGUCUGGGCAAAAGUUUGUCCACGGCGCGGACGUCGGUAUCACCACCCUCCCCCUCGGUCGGCGGCACCCGUUUCCCGCCUUUUUCUCUUUCCCGCGCCUCCUCGCCCACCCUUUUCCCGCGUUUUUGUCUCGCCCGCGCCUCCUCGCUCUCCACGAUGUCUUCUUGUUUCCCGCCGACGACUGAGUCGAAGAACUGGCGGUGUCCUGUUCUUGCGCGACGUCGGAUGUACGGAUCGGUGGGGUCGUCGGGAUUGGGACUUGGCAGGGUCUGCACGUGGAAGUCGUUUGGACUGCGUGCCGCUGACGUGUCUGGUGGUGCCACGUGUUACCAGGUCACCUUCAAGAUACCGGACGGAGAGACUACCACCAUCGAAGUCGAAGAAGACGAAUUCAUUUUGGACAAGGCUGAGGAGAUGGGACUGGAUCUUCCUUACUCCUGUCGAGCGGGAUCGUGCUCCACCUGUGCCGCGGUUCUGGAGUCGGGAUCGGUAGACCAAUCUAAUCAGAGCUUCCUCGACGACGAGCAAAUCGAGAAAGGCUUCGUUCUUAUCUGCCAAGCUUAUCCCAAAUCGGAUAUAGUGUUGACGACACAUAAAGAGGAAGAACUUUAUUGAUGACGUCAUCGUUGUAUCGUCUCUUCGUGUAGGCGAAAUUUGCCGGAGAGGAGGAAUAGGAGGGUAAGAAAAAAAUAGGUGUUGACGUCAUAACGCGGAGGGAAGGGAGGGGGAGGAGAUGGGAUGGGAUCCCUACUUCCCGACUGCUGUCUGUCGAGCGGGAUCGUGCUACACCUGUGCCGCGAUUCCGGAGUCGGGAUCGGUAGGUCAAUCUAAUCGGAGCCUGCCUCGACGCUGAGCAAACGGAUGGAGAUAGGCUACGUGCUGAUCUGUCAAGCUUAUCCCAAAUCGGAUAUAUUGUUGACGACACAGACACGAAGAAGAAGAACUUCAUUGACGACGCCAUCAUCGUGUGGUGUGGGGGAAAUUUGCCAGAGAGGACAGGAGGGUAAGAAAUAGGUGUUGACGUCAUCGUCGUAAUCUUCCGAGGGAAGAGACGCGUGUCCCUCUCUCUCUCUCUCUCUCUCUCUCUCGUUUGGGCCAGCCUACAGGUCUCGGCAAACGUUCGCAGUUGAUGCAACUUCAAGCAAGCAAGCCCUCUCUCUCUCUCUCUCUCUCUCUCUCUCUCUCUCUCUCUCUCUCUCUCUCUCUGUGACUGUAGCAUAGCAUUGAACGUAGAAGUUGCCCUGACGCAUUUUGGCGAAGGCUGGGGGAAUCGUCGAAGCCAGGAAUUUUGCGCAUUACCCGUCUGACGUCAACAAAUUUGGAUGGUGCGGUCACUGUAGCUGCAUGUGGACUGGAAGGCGAGCCAGGUACGGGUGUCCCCAAAUAAUACUGGCGGUCACUGUCGCCGCAUCUGGACGGCAAGGUGAGCCAGGUUCGGGCUAUAAUGACCAUACGAUCUAGUAGGACGUUCGGUCACUGUCGUUGCAUCCGGACGGCAAGGUGAGCCAGGUUUGGUCUAUAAUGACUGUCCAGGUGAGCCAGGUUUGGUCUAUAAUGACUGUCCGAUCUAAUAGGACGCGGUCUCUGUCGCUGCAUCUGGACGGGACGUUGAGCCAGGUUCGGACUAUAAUGACCGUACGGUCUAUUAGGGGGUGGAGGUAAGACCGGUAGGGCGUAAAGAUCGGUGGUGGAGGCCGGUUUGACUUUAAUCUGAGUAAAGAUAGGCUUGUUUG
Chara braunii is the source of this 2421-nucleotide messenger RNA. Lineage: Eukaryota; Viridiplantae; Streptophyta; Charophyceae; Charales; Characeae. The record is from the annotation of a GenBank genome assembly.